Aspergillus uvarum CBS 121591 is the source of this 713-nucleotide messenger RNA. RefSeq lists its product as uncharacterized. The coding region runs from base 197 to 655 and encodes 152 amino acids. NCBI's taxonomy places the organism in Eukaryota, Fungi, Ascomycota, Eurotiomycetes, Eurotiales, Aspergillaceae. The record is from RefSeq and is a predicted model, not a curated record. The transcript has a single exon.
GCGAGGCAAAUGCGUGGCUGGGUGGGUGGCCAGUGGUGUAAUCAAGGGAUGGAAGGAUGAAUGGGUGAUGGAUGGUCGACUUCAACCACCAUUGAUCAGCUGGACAAGCUAUAAUUAGGGGCAGAUCGUCCCCUCCCAGAGAGGGGCCGUGGAUCGGCCGCUAUGGAAGUGACAUACAUAUGUAUGUCACCUUGGAAUGUGCACACACUACUACACUACAUGCUGUCGCUCAAUCCUCGACAGUUGUGCAAAGGGUAAUAAGACUAGAGAAAUCAAAAGAAUCCCAGGGGGGGAGUACAGAAACGACAUCCCAACACCAUCUCCGGGUAUGCUAGCGACUUGUCCUCGCAAAACGGCCAACCCAACCCUGCGUCCGCAUAUGCAUCCCGGGUCGUUGCAGCUGAAACCGACCCUGGCACAGACGCGCGAGGAGCGGCAAGGAUGGCAGAGGAGAGAAGCGGUCAGUCAGCCAGUCAGUCAUUCGAGGUCUUCAUUUGAAGGCACUGCAACAGCCAGCCAUGUUCUCCGGCUGGCAGCAUCAACGGUAGACGGGCGCAAAGCAAGAAAUGAAGACGGAAGGGAAAAGAAAGAAAGAAAAAAAAAAAGAGGAAAAAUACAAAAAGAAAGAAAACAAAAAAAUACAAGGCGAAAAUAGCAGAUGGAGGGAGAGAAAGAGUUGGUAGAUGUCCUGCCAGCACAUACGUGGUUGCCUC